This is a messenger RNA of Tachyglossus aculeatus (Australian echidna), 3490 nucleotides long. It is a transcript of the gene SYCP1, whose product is annotated as synaptonemal complex protein 1. The coding region runs from base 1 to 2898 and encodes 965 amino acids. Gene Ontology annotation, biological process: synaptonemal complex assembly; meiotic DNA repair synthesis; lateral element assembly. Gene Ontology annotation, cellular component: transverse filament; synaptonemal complex; central element. Gene Ontology annotation, molecular function: double-stranded DNA binding. The record is from RefSeq and is a predicted model, not a curated record. The transcript has 30 exons. NCBI's taxonomy places the organism in Eukaryota, Metazoa, Chordata, Mammalia, Monotremata, Tachyglossidae.
AUGAAGAAGAAGAAUAAAAGGGCAGAAUUAAAAGCGAGAAAUGCUAGAAGAGGAGGAGGAGGAGGGAACGCGAGGGGGUUUUCAGGCCAGGCGGCCCGGCGGGGGCACGCGGCCAACGGCUCCUCGGCCAAGGUCGACGGAGCGUCGAAGGCGGGUGCCAACCAGGGAUGCCUCGAAAGCCCUCAAGUGGAGUUUGAUGAAUAUAUUGAGGACUAUUUGGAUUCACAUUUUGAAAUGGUUAUAAUGUCAAACCAUGCUGAAACCAUGAAUUCAGGUGCUGUUUCGCAAAAUGUUAAGUGUUUAUCCAUGAGCGAAGAGAAUUCUCAGAUGAGCAAUCUUUACUCAAACCUGUACAAGGAGCUGGGAAAGAUCAAGAAAUGGAAAGUAAAUGUAGAAUCCGAUUUGAAGCAGAAGGAUAAAACUUUGGUAGAAAACAGAAAUAUUAUUGGAGCACAGCGGAAAGCUAUCCAGGAGUUACAGUUUGAAAAUGAAAAAGUAAGUUUGAAAUUAGAAGAUGGAAUUCAAGAAAAUAAAGAGCUACUUAAAGAAAAUAAUGCCAUAAGACACUUGUGUAAUCUACUCAAAGAAACUUGUUCUAGAUCUACCGAGAAGACUAAGAAAUAUGAACUGGAAAGGGAAGAAACCAAACAACAAUACACGGAUAUCCACAGUAAUGUUGAGAGGAUGAUAGUAGCUUUUGAGGAUCUCCGCACGCAAGCUGAAAAUUCCAGAUUGGAAAUGCAAUUUAAGGUGAAGGAAAAUUAUGAGCAUUUUAAACAACUUGAAAAAGACUAUCAAAAAGAAGUCAAUGACAUGGAAAAGCAGGUGUCUCUGUUAUUGAGUCAAAAUGAUGAAAAAGAAGAGAAAACUAAAGAUUUACAGGCUCAGCUACAGAAAUCCAGUGAAAAGAUUAACCAGUUAGAGGAAAUAGCAAAACAGCAAAUUGAAGAUUUAAAAGAAUCAAAACUCAAACAACAGCAUUUGCUGUCAGAACUGGGAGAUGUUAAACUUUCUUUGCAAGAAAGUGAGGGUGCUAAAAAGGCUUUAGAUGAAGAAUUACAGACUGCAGUGAAAACUUUAAUUGAGUUCACUGGAGAAAAAGCAGCACAAAUAGAAGAAAUUAAGCAAGCUAAAGCUACACACUCAUUAAUUGUUGCUGAACUCGAGUGUACUAUUUGUAGUUUGAAAGAUCUGCUUUCAACAGAACAGCUAAGAUCAAAAAAUAUUGAAGAUGAAUUCCAAGUGCUUACCCUGGAGCUGCAGAAGAAAUCAGCUGAAUUAGGAGAGAUGUCUAAACAAAAAAAUGACAAAGAAAUGCAGUUGGAAACAUUGAGAAAAACAUUGGAGUUUACCCAAAAGCUUUUAGAAGAAAAGAGUCAUUUUGAGGCGAUUGCUGCAAACUUUCAAGAGACAAACAAAGAAUUGAGUAAUGUUCUCCAAAUCAGAGAGAGAGAAAUACGUGAAUUUGAAAAAGAGAUAAACCUUUUGGUUGCAAAUGAACAGAAGUUCUUAAAACAAGUUACGGAACUGACAGCAGAACUUGAAAAAGAGAAGCUAAAAAAUAAUGAGCUAACGAUGAAGUGCAACCUGCUUUCAUUAGAAAGAGAACAAAUGGCACAAGAAAAAAGUGAUACAAUCCUUGAACUCAAGAAAUUGCAAGAAGAUGUUAAGAACAACAAAAUUCAAGAAGAAAAGGUGAUGAAGCAAAUAGAGAAUCUUGAAGAAUCAAAGCAACAACUAAGGAAUGAAUUGGAAUCUUUGAAGGAAGAACUGAAAAAGAAAGAUGAAGAAAUUAGUGUCUUGGAAAAGAGGGAAGAAAAUUUGAGCCAUUUAGAGAAACAAGUUGAAACUAAAAACAAAUCUAUUGAUGAACUACAGCAUGAGCUAAGUGAAUUACGUGUAGAGCUUGAGAAUGUUAAGAAGCAGCAUGAAGAAGAAAUUAAUUGCUUCCAAAAACAAAUAGAUGAAAAAGCAGCAAAAGAAGAAAAGCUCUUGGGAGAGUUCCAAAAAGUGAAGGCAAUCGCUGAUGACGGAGCAAAAGCACAGAAAGAAACUGAUUUACGAAACCAGUAUAAGAUAUCUGAUGUCGUAGCACUUAUGGAAAAGCAUAAGCGUCAAUAUGAUAAGACUGUUGAAGAAAGGGAUAAAGAAUUAAAACUGUUCUUGAAAAAAGAAAAAGAUCUGUCAUCAGUGAAACAAACUUUGGAAACUCAGUUAGAUAAGCUCAAAAAAGAACUUAUCUCCCUGAAGACUCAGAAUAAAGAAGAAAAAAUGGAGAAAGAAAAGAUGACAAGUGAACUACAAGAAAAUGAAGUUUUGUCCAAUGAACAAAAGAAUAAGAAAAUACAGAUAUCUUCCUUGGAGGCUACUGAAACCAAUUGCCUGACGUGUGAUAAUAAGAUAGCUGCUUCCCCACCAAAUUCCCCAAAGUUCAAAUCAGCUAACUAUGGAAAGUUAGAAAAGGAAGCUGUACCUUCUCGGACAUCUAAUAACAAUGCUCGGUCUUCAUCAUCAAUGAAGACCUACGGAGUGAAGACUCCAUUGAAAGAAAAUAAAAUACAGAAAAAAUGCAAGAAUCCAAGUAUCCAAGACAGAACAAAUAAAAAGAGAAAGAGACAGUUCGAUUUUGACGUUCAUUCAGAUAGUUCAGGAUAUAAUGACCGUCUGACUCUGGUUUCGGAGGAAGACUCAUUCAAAAAACUGUACAGCGAUUAUCCACAAGCUUCUCGCCUAACUGACGUGGCUGCCCAAAAGACUUAUGCUUCUUCAUCCUUGAAAACACCUGGUUCUGCAAUGAAAUUUGGAUCGAUGAAAAAACUGAGGGAGGAUGGCUGGGCUGCAGUUUCUAAAGUGGACAGGAAGAAAAAAAGGAAGGCAAAUGAAAAGUUAUUUACUUAAAAUUAUCUUCAGAGAUUAUGACCCAUAACGUUUUUUGUUAGAUUUGUAGAAGUAUUGUUUUGGAGGUUUAUUAUAGAUUUUAUAGAAUAGAUAAAUCCAAAUGAAAAUGGAUUGCUGUUUGAUUGUAUCUUAAGGUAGGCAUAUAUUGUUUUGAAAUUUAAAAAUAAGCUUCACAUUUCUUUGUAUUUAUACCUUCUACACAUUUGCUUGCAGAUGAAUUGAAUCAUUAUUAGAGAGGUUUGAAUUAGAGCUGACUCAAAGUUCAGCUUUUGCUCUUUCAUUCUUUCAUUGUAUACAAAAUAUUAGUUUUUUCUUAAGAACAAAACUAUUUCACUAUUUUAGAAAAAAAGUUACUUUAAAUUUGUUGUACUUUAGUUUCUAGUGUUCUACCUUAGUUAUAAACUUAUACUUGUCAGUCAUUAAAUUAGUAAUUUUGAAAGUAUACUUUUUGCUAAACCAUGUCUUGUUUAAGACUAUGUAGUGUCUGUAUUAAUUUUGAGACAGUGUGGUAACUCUCCCUAUCUACUGGCUUUGUUCACUACUUUUGGUCUUUGAAAAUAAAAAUAAAUACAGCCUCCAGUUUGAAUAAAAA